AUGGACGGUCUCAACACUCAGUCUUGCCCAACGUUCGCGAGAGUUCAAACGUACGCAGUAACCCGUGAUCAGUCUCGAAAAUGGCAAGAAGUGGUGUCACCGCGUUGAGUUUGGUCUGCAUGCUGGCCCUUUUGGAAUUUGGGUCAUUCCUGAGGUGCUACCAGUGUGUCUCUGAAAACACCCGGGACUGCGCGGCUGCUACGCCUCCGAAAAGUUUGAUCGUGGACUGCGCCACGCAAGACUCUGUAAACUUCAACAGACUGUACCUGGGCGGUAUUCUGCCUAAUGGCAUCGCUGACGGCGUCCUCGGAGCUUCCCGCUUCUGCCACAAGAUCGUCAUGAAGAACGGCUCCGUCGCCAGGACGUGCCUCGUCGGAGACGCCCACAACCUGAGCCUCAGCUGCUCCCUCAUAGAGGGCGCUGCUCGCGUCUUCACCGACCCCGCCAAGCAGAUCCAGCACUGCAGCGCGUGCGACAAGGACGAGUGCAACUCCGCCGGCGCUAUCGCCGUCUCGCUCCCUCUCGCCUUCCUCGGCCUAGUGCUCUCAUACUUUGUGUCUCAGCAAUAAUAGACAAAAUAGAAAACAAUGAUGGCUUCAGGUCCUAGCACCCUACGCUCAUUGCUAUUGCAUUUGAGGGUGCCCAAAAUUUCCGUGUGUCAGACUUCAAAAUACCUACAAUGAAAAAUUUUAAAGUGAGAUGAAGAUUUUACAAGUAGAUUGAACAAUUUAUACGUAUUUUAUUAAUUCCGAAAUACAUUCAGCUAUAUUCAUCUCAUCGUUGAAAUCUUAACCAGUGCCUUGCAUAAGAUAUAUAGCAAGAUGCACACUACUUUGCUUCACGUUUAUACAUAGAAAGAGCUUAAAAUAUAUAAAGUCUGAUACUACACAAGACAAGACUUAAAGUGAAAACAUAAGGCCUUUAAAGGACUGUUCAUUAUCAUUGUUAUUUAUUUUGCAAUGUUAUACGUAGUUUUAACAUUAUUUGUAGAGAUACGAUAAAUAAUUACUUAUGUUAAACUAGGGCAUUGAAACCAGUAUUAAAUUUGCCGGUAAAUGAAUAAAUUACCGGUUAAAUUAUUUACCGGUUGCAUUCCCUAUAUAGGAUAAAUAUAAAUUAAGUAUAUCGUUACUGAAAAAUAUAGUUUGUUUGCUUAGUGUCUAUAUAUGUACCUGGUACCUGUUUUAUCCCACUGAAUCUCAUAUAUACAUCACAAUAUCCGUAAUAAAUAUAUGUAUCAUGAGGAUCUUAAAAUGAAAUGUAACCUGUUAAAAAGUUUUAGCAAUUCAAUUUUGAAAUAUUCUAGAACCCAAACCCAUUUUUAUAUAAGUAUUUAUUUCCAAUUUUAUGUAAUUACACAUUUUUAAGCAUUUCUUAUGUUUUAGGCAUGGCCGUCCUUGUAAGUUUAUUUUAUUAAAAGUAAAAA
Molecule: messenger RNA, 1426 nt
Organism: Leguminivora glycinivorella
Lineage: Eukaryota; Metazoa; Arthropoda; Insecta; Lepidoptera; Tortricidae
Exons: 5
Coding region: 81-569 (162 amino acids)
Biological process (GO): positive regulation of voltage-gated potassium channel activity; sleep; regulation of synaptic transmission, cholinergic
Source: RefSeq, a predicted model, not a curated record